Messenger RNA from Panicum virgatum (switchgrass), 1024 nucleotides. Its product is annotated as 1-Cys peroxiredoxin PER1-like. Gene Ontology annotation, cellular component: mitochondrion; cytosol. Gene Ontology annotation, biological process: cellular oxidant detoxification; cell redox homeostasis. The transcript is spliced from 2 exons. NCBI's taxonomy places the organism in Eukaryota, Viridiplantae, Streptophyta, Magnoliopsida, Poales, Poaceae. Gene Ontology annotation, molecular function: peroxiredoxin activity. The coding region runs from base 97 to 762 and encodes 221 amino acids. The record is from RefSeq and is a predicted model, not a curated record.
UCCCACCAUUGCCAGCAGUGCUCUCGUGUAACACCAACUAGCAGCGACGAGUCGGUAGUUGUAGUUUGCAGUAACCGGAGCUCGACGCAGGCCACCAUGCCGGGGCUCACCAUCGGCGACACCAUCCCCAACCUGGAGCUGGACUCCACCCAGGGCCGGAUCCGCAUCCACGACUUCGUCGGCGACGGCUACGCCAUCAUCUUCUCCCACCCCGCUGACUUCACGCCGGUGUGCACGACGGAGAUGGCGGCGAUGGCGGGGUACGCGCACGAGUUCGAGAAGCGGGGCGUGAAGCUGCUGGGCAUCUCCUGCGACGACGUGGCGUCCCACAAGGAGUGGAUCAAGGACAUCGAGGCCUUCAAGCCGGGGGCCAAACUGACGUACCCGAUCAUGGCGGACCCGGACCGCAGGGCCAUCAGGGAGCUCAACAUGGUGGACCCGGACGAGAAGGACGCGCGCGGGGUGAGCCUGCCCUCCCGCGCGCUCCACGUCGUGGGGCCCGACAAGACGGUGAAGCUGAGCUUCCUGUACCCGGCGUGCACGGGGCGGAACAUGGACGAGGUGCUCCGCGCCGUGGACUCGCAGCUGACGGCCGCCAGGCACAAGGGCAAGGUGGCCACCCCGGCCAACUGGAAGCCCGGCGACCGCGCCGUCAUCGGGCCCAGCGUCUCAGACGACGAGGCCAGGAAGCUGUUCCCGGACGGCUUCGAGACCGCCGACCUGCCCUCCAAGAAGGGCUACCUCCGCUUCACCAAGGUCUAGUCGUCUAGACGACGACCCGUCGCCGGCGGCGUGCCGUGCCUUGCUCUUUUGGGUGAUCCUGAUCCGCCGGUGCUGCAUCUGAGAGGUUACUGGCCUGGUGUUUGCGUGUGUGCGUGAUGGCUCGAUCUGUGUGUAUGCAUGUGUGCCGUGAUGCCACCGCCGAGCAGCUAGCUAGCGGUGGUGUCAGUAGUAAGUACUCCAGUAACUGUACCUGGAAUCCUGGAUGGACUUGGCUGAAAUGCAACGUGUCGUGCCUGUGUAC